GCACAGGCCCCUCUGAAAGGGGGUGUGUCUGUAAUUAUGCGUGAAAGAAUGAGUGGCUGAAUGAGUGAAAGAGAGAGAGAGAGAAUUCCUAACUCUCAGUUUUAGCUGCAUGUGGGACAGACAACAGGCUCCUGGAUGUUUCUGCUUUCUAAAGUAUUAACACAGCCUUCUGCCUAACACAACACCACCUGGUUGUUCUCUACCCAAUAUGAAAGGAUUUUUUUAUUUAUAGAGUUGAAAUCACCGUAAUCAGGAGGCAGCAUUGACUUUUCCUUCCUAAUUUUGCACUCUUCCAGAUUUUAAUAUGUUUUUAUAUGAUAAUAACUGCUGAUGAGAGCCAGUAUUGGCACACAUUCUGUUUUUUUGUUAAUGUAAGUGUUGCGCACUGAUAUUUCUGAAUUUAUAUUUUCUAGUUUUUAUUUAUUUAUUUUUUUUUGUUACUUUUCAAACCAGGACACCGUGUAGUUUGUAAACAUUUUGUCAAAUUUAGUCACACUAAAAUGGAAGUUCUCAAUUUACCAGAUUCUGGACCUGACACCAGCACAGAGGCAAUGGAUCAUGAUUAUGUCAACCCAUUUGUGCAUUACGUUCACUUAUCUUUCUGUCAGAAAGUAAAGAUGGUACUGCUGGGCCUGGUGCUUGUUCCAGUCAGGGCAGUACUGUCUUCCAUAUGCUUUUUACUGCUGUGGCCUUUUUGUCUGCUGAGGAUUUGGGGUUUAAGUCCAGAACAGAUGUCUUCACCUAUCACUGGCUGGAGAAGGUCAUUCACACAUAUGGCAGUGAAGAUCUUGUGUCGAAUUUUGUUUUUUUUCUUGGGCUUUAUCAGAAUAAAAGUGAAAGGCCAACGGGCUUCGUCGGCAGAAGCUCCCAUUCUUGUAGCAGCACCUCAUUCAAGUUUCAUGGAUGCUGUUGUGGAAAUACCGUGUGACCUUGCCAGUGUAAUGUCACGCUCAGAGAAUCUCAGUAUUCCUGUGCUGGGAGCACUGCUGCGCUUCAGCCAGUCUAUUAUGGUGUCACGGCAAGAUCCAGAGUCACGAAGGAAAGGUGUAGAGGAGCUCAAAAGAAGAGUCUGCUCUGCUGGCCGGUGGUCUCAAAUCCUUAUUUUUCCAGAGGGAACCACAACCAAUGGGAAGUCUCUUAUUAAAUUUAAACCUGGGGCCUUUAUCACUGGUGUGCCUAUUCAACCGGUGCUCAUUCGUUAUACAAACAAACUGGAUACAGUGAGGUGGACAUGGAAAGGAAUUAACUGCUUGCAAGUUCUACUUUACACCUUGUCCCAGUUUUACACAAAUGUUGAGAUUGAGUUUUUGCCUGUCUAUUACCCAGAUGAAGAUGAAAAGGCCAACCCUGUUCUCUUUGCAAGCAAUGUUCAAAGGUUAAUGGGAAAGUCUUUGGGAGUUCCUGCAACAGAAUUUGAAUUUGAAUCCAAAAGACCAGUCUUUUGCAUUGGAAAGCUAAAACUGCCCCUUGAGCCAAAAGUAAGGGAGUUGGAGUCUGUGCUUCAGUUUUCCAGCCAGGGGCAACAUAAUUUACAAAUGAACUUAGAAGAGCUGAUUGAAAAGUGUCAUAAAGGUGUGGGCCCGUGGCUGAGAAUGGAGCAGUUCAGUUCCUUGGUAAACACACUACCAGAAAAUGUCAUCCAGCAAAUAUUCAGCAUUUUUGGCAAGGGUCCUGAAGAACAUCUCGACUUAAGAGCAUUUGUUGUUUGCUUGGCUAUCACAGAUCGAAGAUGGGCUGUGGACGAAGUGCUGGAACUGGCUUUUAAACUUUUUGAUGGUGGUAGAAAAGGCUACCUGUCAGAAGAUGAGUUUGUCUCAUUUCUGCAGUCUUUACUGAUCUGCCCUGACCUACACUCCACAGAAAUAUUUCAGGAGACUUACAAGAAACAGCAAUCCAGGCUGACCUUGGAAGAAGUCAAGGAGUUAUUUAAGUCUCAGCAGUACCGGAGACUUUUUACAUGUUACCUGAGGCCAUUGUCUACAAUGCCAGAGAAGUCGAGCUCCUCUCUGAAACAUAUGACAGCUCUGGAAAGUGACGGAUCACAAACAGUGAAGGCCGUAUCCAGUAGAGGUGAAUCAAGUGGCGGUGUCUCAGCUGAUAAAAAGGGACACUGAAAUAUUCACAGCCUCUACGAAAUUGUUAAAGCUGCUAGAAUGUAAGCCACAAAAUACAGAGAUUUGUGCACAAACAGUAUUUUCUAAUUUUGUACAUAUUUAAAUUUUUUAUUUUUUAAAAGAAAUUUUCUACUUUUGCAAAGGAACAAUAUUCUCAGGGUUAACUUACGGGUGCAUACAGGUAUAGUAGCAUUCUUUUAUAUUUGAUUUUCUUUUUUUUUCUAAUGUUUUUUAUUGUGUAAAAUGUGUUAUAUGUUAUUUUUAUGGUGCUGCAAAAGAAAUUUGAUUUAUUAAAAAUACAUUUUAUAGAAAUAUGUCCUUUUAAAAAUACAUGUUAUAAUGCUGCUCAUUUCUAGAAUCUUUCUAUUAAAGACAACAUUAUGAUGGAAUUAAGAGCAAUGUUCAGCAGCACGUUUAUUUUCAAGCGGUCAUACUGUGCAAUAGGGCUGUUACAUUCAAAUACCACUUUGAAUGUCUUUGAUUGUGUUUUGUAGUCUGAAUAGUCACAACUAAAUUAAACCUUGAAUGUUUCGCUGUA
This is a messenger RNA of Erpetoichthys calabaricus (reedfish), 2652 nucleotides long. RefSeq names its product lysophosphatidylcholine acyltransferase 4 (gene lpcat4). Lineage: Eukaryota; Metazoa; Chordata; Cladistia; Polypteriformes; Polypteridae. The transcript has 14 exons. Gene Ontology annotation, molecular function: calcium ion binding; 1-acylglycerophosphocholine O-acyltransferase activity. Gene Ontology annotation, biological process: phosphatidylcholine acyl-chain remodeling. Bases 501 to 2114 code for a protein of 537 amino acids. Gene Ontology annotation, cellular component: endoplasmic reticulum. The record is from RefSeq and is a predicted model, not a curated record.